CUUGCUUUGAAUUCGAAAGUAGGAAACGUAAACAAUGUUUGAUUACAAAUUCUGGCUUUUUAUUUUGCCCUUUUCAACAAUAUCGGCAAUUGUUUAUAUUGUCACAAGAAAGAAGGAAAAAGAAACGUAUACAUCGUUGGAAGAAAUAGGAUUGUUUGAUUUAAUUGUAAAGCUUGGUUAUAAACUUCUCAGGUGUCGACGGCAAGGGGAGUUAAAGAUCUCAGAUAAGCUCGUUUAUACUGCGGGCUCUGAUUCAAGCUAUUCUUUGAUAAUCUAUCCGAAGAAUAAUAAAGUUGGAUCAAAAUCUAUCAGAUUAAACAGAGACCACAUCGACCAGUACAAAGCUUUGUGUGGGUAUGGCGGUCAUGGGCACGGAGUGCCCGUCUGCUAUGCGGAAACAAUCUUCUUCAAGCUUCUGGCGACCUUAGUAGCGUCCGACCGCUUCUGUCUCUCUCCGUUAGGCCUUAUUCAUAUCGCCCAAACAAUCAAGCAGCAUGAAUCCUUGGGGAGGUUUUUGGACAAGGAACUGUUCGCAGAGGUCGCUGUCGUGGAAUACAGGAAAGGCGAAAAGGGCGUGGAGGUAGAUUUCCGGUUACGUCUGAUGGCAUCUCGCACUUACUGUGUAUGGGAGGGGCUCACCACGUGCCUGUCAAGGUCACAUGACCGAGCGGCUAGGUCACGCCCACUCGAGCCUGAAGACAAUAUUCACCAGUACAGUGAGGACAUUCCUGUAGCUGAUGACUGUGGAGUAAACUACGCACGCCUGACAGGCGACUGGAACCCGCAUCAUCUGUAUCGCUGGAGCGCUUGGCUGCUCGGAUACAAGCGCCCCAUUGCACACGGAAUUUGGACUCUGUCGAGGGCUAUUGCAUCCCUCGAAAAACACUCAAGUUCAGACAGUGUAAAACAGGAGGUUCGCUGUACCUUCAAGGGGCCUCUGUACAUGCCCGGGCGCAUGCGCGUCCAAUUCGAGGAUCCGUCCUACGCGCAGACCACUUCCGGUUGCCGUCUUCUGGUAUCCAACCCUGACACCGGGGAACCGCACGUGGAGGGUGUGAUAAAAUAUAUCGGCAGAGAGUAGAAGGGCGUUUGAAAGAAGUGGCACCUACUUCUGUGUUUAACAUUAUCACGUGUCCCUUUCUUUCCACAACUCUGCAAAAACAAUGUCUUUGGUGUCGUAUCUAUCCAAAUCUGUUAAAUGAUUUUCAAAGAUAUGAAUUUUGAUUAAACAAUAUUCUUUUCAGUAUUUUGCGACUAAAACUGCACUCUCACAGAUAAACCGUUUUUACAACUUUUUUGUUGUUGUCUUGGAAUGAGCAAAGUUUGCGUAAAUAUCUGCAAACCAGUGAUAAAAGUCUGCUGACAAAAGAUUAGAACGCAGAUUUUCAUAUUUCCGUUCGAAAAUUAAUGUUUUAUGGCUAAAAGCGUUACUAAUGGUUAAAGAUAUAGCAUCGGUAUCAUUUUUUGAACUUAAAUAUAAAAAUCUCCGAUUUUUUUGUCAGCAGUCUUAUAUGACUGGUUUACAUGCAUUUUCGCAUAAAUUGGCUCGUUCCAAGACAUAAGUUAAAAAGUUGUCAAAACGUUCAAUCUGUGAGAGUGCAGCUUUAAUGUCAAAGGUAAACGUGUUGUUUUCGUGUGUAUGCAAGGGCUUAGGCAGUGUAUGUUUUGAAUUAAUGACACAAUUGUUUAGUAAUACUCACUUUUAUUAUCACUAGUGUAGUUUGUUUGGAAGUGCAUGUAAGUCGUAUCAGCGUUUAUCGUUUUAAAAUCAUUAAAAAGAUAAAAUAAUUGUGUAUCGUUGUAUAUAAUAAAAUCGUUCACUUAU
This is a messenger RNA of Mya arenaria, 1825 nucleotides long. Its product is annotated as 3-hydroxyacyl-thioester dehydratase X-like. The transcript has 6 exons. Bases 35 to 1081 code for a protein of 348 amino acids. NCBI's taxonomy places the organism in Eukaryota, Metazoa, Mollusca, Bivalvia, Myida, Myidae. The record is from RefSeq and is a predicted model, not a curated record.